AUGGCAACUGUAUUUUCAGGUCAACUGCUCAACACCAUAUCAAAUUACCAUAUCGACCUCGAUGAAUUUGAUCUAGAUGAAGCUUUAACUUUGUCUUUUGAAGAGAAUUCGAAUUCUGUCCACUGCAAUAACAACAGUAUCAUUGCAACAUCAAAUUCAGGCUGCAGCUCGUUGAUAGUUGAUUGCAUGCCGAGUCCUGUUACUGCAGUCGACGAUGUUUGUGCCGUUUGCAUGGAAGGGAUGCAAUCAGGUGGUGAUCAGCAGGAUCACAGUAUUAUUGGUAAACAGGUCCCAUGUGGCCAUGUAUAUCAUGCCACGUGUAUCUCCUCCUGGCUCAUCGUCUGCAACUCUUGCCCUCUCUGCCGCUCCACCAUGACCCCCGUCGUCGAAAAGUGA
This is a messenger RNA of Malus domestica (apple), 396 nucleotides long. RefSeq names its product E3 ubiquitin-protein ligase RDUF1-like. Gene Ontology annotation, biological process: protein ubiquitination. NCBI's taxonomy places the organism in Eukaryota, Viridiplantae, Streptophyta, Magnoliopsida, Rosales, Rosaceae. Gene Ontology annotation, cellular component: cytoplasm. Gene Ontology annotation, molecular function: ubiquitin protein ligase activity. The record is from RefSeq and is a predicted model, not a curated record.